CCCUAGUCCUGCGGCGCGUCACAUAUGUGCGGUUGCGUAUGUAUGCUUUCAGUGCGGCGCCUCACAUUUGUGCGGUUGAGGGUAUGCCGAGAAUACGUAAAUACUCCGAGCGCAUGGUACUUCCGGGUUUGGAUUUAAGUGUCGUGCGCAAUAGGUUAGGGGUUAGGGGUCAACGUCCGGUUGCGUAACCGGAAGUACGUCAUCCCAUAAUCCUUUGCGCGGUCAAAAUGGCCGCCGGGGCCUUCGUGUCGUCUGCUGGAAUGUAAAUUUCUUUUGUCUCGUUUGUUUGGAUAGUUCUGGCGGCAAAUUUCACUUUCUAACAUAACAAUGCCGCGGUACACGGUAUCGCAAGUUCACGAAGAGCUGUUCACGCGAGAUUCCGAUCCAGAAUUCCCAGAGUCAGGCUCAGAAUCGGAGGAAAGUAGCGAGAGUGACUCUGACGAUGACGUUCGACCUACGUUUGCACGUGGUACAAGGAACGCACAAGCGAUCGCGGCCGAGAAUGCUGACGAAGAUCGCAUGGAGAAUGACAGAGAUCGUCACCGUGGCCGCGGUCGGGCGAGAGGCCGUGGGAGAGGCCGUGGGAGAGGCCGAGGAAGUCAGCAACGGGGUCGGGGCCGUGGACGAGGACGUGCUCGCGGCGGUGGAAGGGGGCGUGCCCGGGGUCACGGACGGACGACUCGUGGGCGUGGCAGCACUGGCCCCGCAGCAAGCGGAGGCGAUGGGGCGGAACCCACAGCAAGUGGGGAUGAUGGAGCGGACCCCUCAGCAAGUGGGGAUGCUGCUCAGGGCCCUUCAAACGGUGUAGAUCCCAGGUUGGCAGACGGACACUGGCAGCAAGUGGAUGGUAACAGAGUGCCCCAGCCCCCACAUGAGUUUACAGGAGUAAGGGGAUUCACUGACCAAGUAAGUUGGGAGAUUUUUUUUCAUUUAUAAUUACUGUAACAAUAUUUUUUAGGCCAAAUAAGUAGGUAUUGGUGAUUUUUGCAGCUUGUGUAUGACAAAAUAUGAGGUCAAUUUUAGCUUUGCAUUUUUUUUUUGUAACAACACAAUAGCCUGUACAUUAUCUAACUGAAUGGUAGGUUCUUUUUAUAACCAAGUAUGUAGACAAUUAUCAUACAUUACACUUCAUGUCUAGAACUGACAGAAUACUGAAUUUUUCUUGUAGGUCACAUUGUCAGAUGAGCCGACAUCCCUUGAAUUCCUUGACCUGAUGGUGCCUCCCUCGGUAUACAAGACGUGCACAGAACAAACAAAUAAGUAUGCCCGGGACUACUUUGCACAACAUCCCAUGGAGGAUCACGAACCCAACUCGCGUGUCCGUAAGUGGCCUGAUGAGGGCGUAACAGAGUCAGAAAUCAAGGUUUUCCUGGCCCUGACGAUUGCGAUGGGCCUGGUACACCAUCAGGAUCUCUCCGAUUACUGGAGCACAGAUGAAAUCCUCACCACACCUUUCUUCCCAGCCACCAUGCCCAGAGACAAGUUUCUGCUCAUCUACAAGUUUUUCCAUCUUAGUGACAAUGACACAUACCUCCCUCGCGAUGAUCCGAACUAUAAUCCAUUCCAUAAACUGGGAGAUGUAUACCCUACCAUCCUACAACAAUUCAGUUCCAUCUGGGCCCCAGGGAGGGAGAUUUGUAUUGAUGAGGGGAUGGUGCCGUUCAGGGGACACGUGCAUUUUCGCACGUACAAUCCUGAUAAACCAGAUAAGUAUGGUCUGAAGGCCUAUCAGUUGUGUGACUCUGAUAACCAAUAUUGUUGUCGGUUCGAGUUAUAUGGCGGUAAGGGGAAACAGGCAUCUGCCAAGGGGUUGAC
Molecule: messenger RNA, 1815 nt
Organism: Branchiostoma floridae (Florida lancelet)
Lineage: Eukaryota; Metazoa; Chordata; Leptocardii; Amphioxiformes; Branchiostomatidae
Product: methyl-CpG-binding domain protein 2-like
Exons: 1
Coding region: 328-936 (202 amino acids)
Source: RefSeq, a predicted model, not a curated record